Ipomoea nil (Japanese morning glory) is the source of this 2783-nucleotide messenger RNA. RefSeq lists its product as uncharacterized. NCBI's taxonomy places the organism in Eukaryota, Viridiplantae, Streptophyta, Magnoliopsida, Solanales, Convolvulaceae. Gene Ontology annotation, molecular function: protein binding. The coding region runs from base 272 to 2659 and encodes 795 amino acids. The record is from RefSeq and is a predicted model, not a curated record. The transcript is spliced from 9 exons.
AAUCAAUUCCUCUAGACUCCAGUUCUUUAUUCUGGGCAAAAUGUUCAUUUGACCUAUAUAUAUGUAUUCAAAAUUAUUUGCAGAAAAAUUGGAUUAUGGUUUAUUAAUUAGAUAUUGAUUUUCUAGGAGAUUCCACCAAUGUCGUUUCUUGCAUACCCAACAAAGCUAUCACAGCAUCACCUCAACAAACCCAGAAUCCAAACCCCUAUACAGGCCGAGGCUGUUCAAUACGGAGUAUUAUUUAUGGCAUAAACGCUUCACUUAAACGGAUAUGGCCCUAACGCUCCCUACCCAUCUCAAAUUCAGGCCUCCCAAUCACCCAAAACGUUCAAUCUUGCCAACCCAUCUGGCCGUUUUUACAGUUAGAACAACAAAACUCACCCCUCGUACCCUCUCUUCCUUCAAACUUCACUGCAGUGAUGGAGAGACUGAUGUUUCUGCCACCACCCAGGAGCCUGCUUCUCCUGAUGUUGAUACCACAGGGGACAGCAUGUCUACUAUCGGUGAUGGUUAUGUGGCAUUGUUCGUCCGAAUGCUGGGUUUAGACAACGAUCCUCGUGAUAGACGAGAGGCAAUAGAUACCCUAUGGAAGUAUUCACUCGGGGGAAAGAAGUGCGUAGAUACCAUAAUGCAGUUUCCUGGCUCAGUCAAUCUCACUGUGAAUCUUCUGAAGUCGGAUUCUGAUUCUGCACGUGAAGCAGCUGCUGGCCUUUUGAGAGUGGUGUCAUCGGUGAAUGUAUACCGGGAUUCCGUGGCAGAAAGUGGCGCAAUAGAGGAGAUAACGGGCCUAUUGAGGCGAUCUUCUUCACUAUCUUCUAAUGUGAAGGAGCAAAGCCUUUGUACGUUGUGGAAUUUGUCGGUGGAUGAGAAGCACAGAAUAAAAAUGGCAAAUUUCGAUCUCUUGCAUGUACUAAUGAAGUUACUGGAAGACGACGAAGUGAGGGUGAUCGAGGCAGCUGGAGGGGUUUUGGCUAAUCUGACAUUAAGCAAAUUUAAUCACAAGAUCAUGAUUGAAGUUGGCGUUAUUCCGAAACUGGCCAGACUAUUGAAAACGGGUAUGGAGGGGUCUAAGGUGAUUAGAAAAGAAGCGAAAAACGCAUUGUUGGAACUCGCUAAAGAUGAGUACAACAAGAUUCUCGUUAUGGAGGAGGGUCUAGUUUUGGUCCCUUUGGUCGAGCAGAGAUCGAAAGUCCCUUCACCGUUUAACACCGAGGAAGCAAAGGCGAAUGCAAUGGACGGUCAAGCGAGACAACGAUUUCUCGACCGUAAAGGGGCUAUAGAAAUCGAAGAUAAUAAGUUAAACAACGAAUCAAGUCGGUUUACCCUUUUGCCAUGGACCGAUGGCGUGGCUCGAUUGGUUCUUAUUCUCGGACUUUUUGAAGAUGAGUCGGCUGUUGCCCGAGCGGCAGAGGCGAUCGCUGAUGCAUCCUUCAGCGAACAUAUGCGUUUUUCCUUUAUGGAAGCCGGUGCUGUUAAUCGACUAACUGAGCUGAUCGAUCAUCCUAACGACAAAAUAAGAUGUGCUGUUGUUCGGGCUCUGGAAAGGCUAUCUGUCAGCAAUGCAGUUUGCAAAAGACUAGAAGAGGAAAAUGUUUUGCGUUCUUUGAUUAAUUUACUGAAUCGCUUAGAGAUCUCUAGCAACAUUACAAAAACGAUUCUGGAUAUUCUUACUCGAAUUCUCGAUCCUAGCAAAGAAAUGAAAUCAAAGUUUUUCGAGGGACCAGCCAACUUUUCAGAGAAGGGAUGGGAAGAAACAAGAAACAUGGGACUUGGAGGAAAGGAGAAUGAGAAAGCUGUAUCAACUACGAGCUUGAAAACUACCAACGCGGUUGAUGUUCUGGAUUCUGCGGUUCUUACUCGCCUCAUUGAUAUCUUGAAGACAUCGUCCCCGGAUGUGCAGAGAAAAGUUGCUUCGAUCCUCGAGUUUGUUUCAGUUGUUGAACCGUGCGCUGAAAAGAUAAUCUCAGUUGGCAUAGAAUCCGGUUUAGAUGCUGUUUUUAAGCAGGAAUCCUUGAAAGAGGAGGCGGAUUUUGAUUUUGAUGGCCAGAAACCGGAACUACAUGCCCUCGAAAUUGAAGAAGCUGGUAACGCUAUAUCUGCAGCAUCUCGGCUUCUAACGAGAUUACUGGACUUUGAGCAUUUCCGGCGUAAAAUAGACGCAUACCACUUCACUAAACUGCUCCGAGGGGUCCUCAAGUCCGACAUCCCUCUUUAUCACAAAGAUUGGGUCGCUGCCUGCCUUGUCAAACUCAGCUCUCUAUCCGGCCCCUAUUCCGGCUUCGAGAACCCGAUCAACAUGGAGGUGACUCUCUACGAGACAAUCCCGAGGCUGGUAGAACAGAUGAGAACCUCGUUUUCACCCGAGGUACAGGAGGCUGCAGUCGUGGAACUGAACAGGAUUAUAUCCGAAGGAGUGGUGGACUCCACCCGGGCCGUCUCUGCCCAGGGGGGAAUCUUCCCGCUGGUGAAGCUCAUAGAGAACGGGACCGAGCGGGCUGUGGAAGCGGGGCUAGCAAUACUGUAUAAUCUAAGCAUGGACAGCGAAAACCACGCGGCUAUCAUAGCUGCAGGAGCAGUCCCGGUUUUGAGGAGGAUCGUGCUCUCGCAGAGGUCUCAUUGGACCCGCGCCCUUCGUUUGCUUAGGAAUUUACCCACCUGAAAAGCACCAAAAAAACAAAAAACAUGAAUGAAAUGCAAAUAUAGUACAGGAUAUAUGUCUGUUUAGGAUUGUUGAGGGACAGUGUUGUUCAGAAGAGAAACCAUUUCAGAUUCUUUACACCAAA